Molecule: messenger RNA, 1361 nt
Organism: Asparagus officinalis (garden asparagus)
Lineage: Eukaryota; Viridiplantae; Streptophyta; Magnoliopsida; Asparagales; Asparagaceae
Product: transcription factor MYB56-like
Exons: 3
Coding region: 370-1194 (274 amino acids)
Biological process (GO): regulation of DNA-templated transcription
Cellular component (GO): nucleus
Molecular function (GO): DNA-binding transcription factor activity, RNA polymerase II-specific; RNA polymerase II cis-regulatory region sequence-specific DNA binding
Source: RefSeq, a predicted model, not a curated record
GAAGAGGGAGCGCAGUAUUUCCCCCCCCUUGUUUCUUGUUUUUCUUUUUUCUUUUUGUUGUGGACUCCCAAGUCCACACGAGUGCUUCUUUCUUCUUCUACUCCUUGUUUUUGUUCCCUUUCCCCAACUUGUUCCCUGCACUCCCCAAUGCUCUCACUCUCAAACUAAUCAAGAAACAAACACUUACAAAAACAGAGAGAGUUUAGCUCUGUUCUCAAAUGCUCUGUUUUCAAAGCUCUUGAGAGAGAAACCCCAUAACCCACUUAGAAAAAUCAUUCCUUUCCUCACUUAACCUAUUUAAAUCCAGGUUUUGUAACAAACCCACAAAGGAAAAAGACCCAAAUUUGUUUCUCUUCGGAUUUUUGCUUAAUGGGUUUCUUCCCCCUCUGUCCUCCUCCAUUCUCUGGAGAUUUGAGUUCUUCGAUGGAGAUUUUGAAGGGAGAUCAAGGGCAUUAUGGAAAUGAGAAGAGUCAUAAGAGUGGGGAUCAAGAGAGAAGUAGAGAUCACGAGAGUGUUCUUCAAUCCAAGCUCUGUGCUAGAGGGCAUUGGAGGCCAGCUGAGGAUGCCAAGCUCAGAGAGCUUGUUGCUCAACAUGGACCUCAGAACUGGAAUCUCAUUGCUGAGAAACUUGAAGGAAGAUCAGGGAAGAGUUGUAGGCUGAGAUGGUUCAAUCAACUGGAUCCAAGAAUCAACAGGAAAGCAUUCAGUGAAGAGGAGGAGGAGAAGCUGCUUGCUGCUCACAGAGCUUAUGGCAACAAAUGGGCUUUGAUUGCUAGGCUUUUUCCAGGGAGAACAGAUAAUGCUGUGAAAAAUCACUGGCAUGUGAUAAUGGCAAGAAAGCAGAGAGAACAGGGCAGUGCCUGUAGAAGGAGGAAGCCAUCUCCACCGAAUAAUUCCUCUGGUUCCAACUCCCAAACUUUGAUCCCAAAAUGCGUUCAGUUGAAUAUAAGCAACAAUUCAAACAGUGGUGAUUCUACCAUCACUAGCAAUAGAGAUUUUCCCUUUGAUCUCUUCAUGGGUUCUCAAGAGAAGGUAGUGGCUGCAAACAAUGGGGGGCUUUUUGAGAAAACUGCGGAUUCUGAUUCUAAUUCUGAGGCUUCAGCAGCUGAAUCAGUGGCUUUUAACCACAUUGAGUAUGAGAGGGAGAAGAUUAGCUUGCCUUUCAUUGAUUUUCUAGGUGUGGGAGCAACAUGAAACAAAUUGCUUUAGAGUUGAUGAUGUACAGAGAUUAAAAGGGAAGAGAGGUGUUUGAUUAUCGAAAGAAUGAUGGAGUUCUAUUAAUGGGGGACUUCAGGCCUAUGUUUUCUCUGGUUCACUACUAAUGAAAUUUCUGAUGCCUGAUUUAGGGAUUCAAAGUUUCA